CGUGAGCAAACCCGACAAUUUUGGCGUCAAUUGCCAUAUCCUGCAACUCCCUUUUCUCUCUCUCUCUCUCUCUGCCUGAUUCUUGUUUCUUUCAAUUCAAUUCAAAUUCUCACGGCUUUUGUUUCUCUUUCACCUAAUAGACACUCUUCGUCAUCCACUAUCUGCACAACUGCACUCACAGUUACUUUCGUCAUAUUCCAGGUCCCCCACAUUCAUGUUUGUGGUCCUAUUUUUUUCUAUAAUUUCUUUGAUUUAACUUUUAUAUUUUUAUGUCUGUUUCCACCAACAAUCAACCCAGUUCUGUUGAUGGCGAGGGCGGUGGGGGAAGCGGCGGCGAAGAUGAUGCCGUUGGUGGUAGUCGGUGUAAAGAGACGGAUGAUUCAGAAGGAGAAGGUGAUAACAAUAAGGAUUGGAGAAAGAAUAAGGGGAAAAGGGUGACUUGUUUUCGGUUUAGAAAGGUUAAAAGUACGUUGUUGAGGAGGAAAAGAAAAGGGGUUUCUGGAAAUUCGGAGGGAAGAAGGGAAGGAAGUGGCGGAGGAAGAGGGUGUUACUUGUGCUUGAAGAGGCCGCUUACUUCGGAUUCAGGUGGUGAGUCGCAAACGAGCGAUCCUAAUAGCCCCAAUUUUACUUAUGAGAUGCUAAGGGUUUUGAUUGAGAAGAAUGAUUUUUAUUCUAAUGAAUGCAAUCCCCAUUUAGAUGUAGAAUCUAAGCCCCGCUAUAAUCAAGAUGAUAAAGAUAAAUGAAUUGUGAUUAAAUGAAAAGGAGAAUUUUUGGAUGAUAAUACGAUUUGAUUCCUUGUGCUGCAUUCUGGGUGAGUGUAGAACUCAGUGGCUUUGAAAUGCCAAUAUUUUGUGCAAUCGAGUGAGAAUAAUUAAUCAUGGCCUAGUAGUUCUUGGUUUGUAUUGAGUCAUUGAGCAGUCAAAACACUGUAUUUGAACUCCGAGGCUCAAGGGGGUGAAAUAAUUCGGUACUUUUAGUUUGUUAUUGUGUCUGGUGUAUGAUUCUCUAUUUGGAGAGUUGAAAAUCAUUUCUAUCAGAUUGAGAGCAUAGCUAUUAGAAAUUUGGAAUAGCAAUCCGAAGGAAAGUUACGUUUCUGGGUAAUUGAUUUUGACUUUGGGAGAAUUUUCCUAUGUGGAAUAGAAAUUUUCAGAAAGUGGGACGUGUUGGAUUUAUAUUUGAAAAAGAUCGAGGCGAAGCCAGAGAAACUGUCCAUCCAAUUGCUAGUGGUGGAUGGCAACUCGAGCACGAGGUAUAGAACUUGUUUCAAUGAAACUAUUCUUUAUGCAAAUGAAUCAGAUUUUGCGGUGAUCACCUCUUGUAGCAACCAUAAUCUUGUAAUUCUACUUCAAUAGUGUUCAGCAUUUAGUUCUUAGAGCCAUAAUUUGUAAAGAAGUACCGGCCACAGUUCACAUUGUAUAUGUAGGUGGAAAUAUUGCAUAUCUAUGAAUCAUGUAAUUACUUUUGAUGUAAAGCUUUACUUUGAGAAA
Molecule: messenger RNA, 1487 nt
Organism: Solanum lycopersicum (tomato)
Lineage: Eukaryota; Viridiplantae; Streptophyta; Magnoliopsida; Solanales; Solanaceae
Source: RefSeq, a predicted model, not a curated record